This is a messenger RNA of Dipodomys spectabilis (banner-tailed kangaroo rat), 1784 nucleotides long. It is a transcript of the gene Surf6, whose product is annotated as surfeit 6. Gene Ontology annotation, biological process: ribosomal small subunit biogenesis; ribosomal large subunit biogenesis. Bases 53 to 1114 code for a protein of 353 amino acids. Gene Ontology annotation, cellular component: nucleolus. Gene Ontology annotation, molecular function: RNA binding; DNA binding. The record is from RefSeq and is a predicted model, not a curated record. The transcript is spliced from 5 exons. NCBI's taxonomy places the organism in Eukaryota, Metazoa, Chordata, Mammalia, Rodentia, Heteromyidae.
GCCGCGUAGAGUGCGGUGUGAGUGGUGCGGGGUCCUCGCCCCGCCCGCGGCCAUGGCCUCCCUCCUCGCCAAGGACACCUACCUGCAGGACCUAGCCAGGAAGAUCUGCGUCCAGCCGGGCCCCGAGCGGCCGAGACGCGAGCGGGCUGGCAAGGCUCGAGGCUCAGAAGCUUCUGGGCCUCCAAAAAAGAGAAGGAAAAAAGCACAGAAGAAACCCCCCGAGCAGGAACAGAAGGCCAUGCACAAGGCCAAGUCCUUGAGAGAGAAGUCUCCAGCUGCUUCUGCAGCCAAGAAACAGGCAGCACCCAAAGAGGAGGCUUCCAGCUUCCCAGGGACUCCUGCAGAUGACCAAACCACGGGACCUGACUCUGUGUUCGCCCUGGAGGUGCUGCGGGAACGACUGCACCAGAAGAUGCAGGAGGCCCGGGGCCAGGGAAGUGCCAAGGAGCUGUCUGCGGCCACUCUGGAGAAACGGCAGCGGAGAAAGCAGGAGCGGGAGCGGAAGAAGAGGAAGCGGAAGGAGCUGCGUGCCAAGGAGAAGGCGAUGAAGGCUGUGAAGAUGGAAGUAGCCUCCGAGGCGCCCCCUGAGGUGGCCUGCAAGGAGCCACAGGAGCAGGGGCUGAUCUUCAACAAGGUGGAGGUGAACGAGGAUGAGCCGGCCAGCAAGGCCCAGCGGAGGAGGGAGAAGCGGCAGAGGGUGAAGGGGAACCUGACCCCGCUGACGGGCAGGAACUACAGGCAGCUGCUGGAGCGCCUGCAGGCUCGGCAGGGCCAGCUGGAGGAGCUGCGGGAGCAGGAUGCGGGGAAGGCCCAGGAGCUGGAGGCCAAGAUGAAGUGGACCAACCUGCUGUACAAGGCAGAGGGUGUGAAGAUUCGGGACAACGAGCAGAUGCUGCAGGAGGCGCUGAAGCGCAAGGAGAAGCGCAAGGCCCAGCGGCAGCGCCAGUGGGAGAAGCGCUCGGCCCAGGUGGUGGAGAAGAUGCAGCAGCGGCAGGACAAGCGGCGGCAGAAUGUGCGCAAGAAAAAGGCAGCCCGCGCCGAGCGGCGUCUGCAGAAGGCCCGCAAGAAGGGCCGGGUGCUGCCCCAGGACCUGGAGCGGGCUGGCCUGGCCUGAGCGGCCCGCCCCUUCCCAGGUGCCUUUCCCACCUGCUCUCCUGAGCUUGGGUCCCCAGGUGAGGUAACCUGGGCCUCGCCUUCAGUGAGGCUCCGAUGAGGCCCCAGAGAGAAGGUUGGUGCCUUCGCCAGACCUGGGAGGGGCCAGCCCAUUCUGCAUCUGCCCUCUUGAAGGGGAAGCAGGGGUGGAGGGGAGGCCUCUGCUUCCUCCUCUUUCCCAUGGCCAUGAACAGGAGGAUGGCCCUUGGGAGGGCCAGAACCCGCAGGGGGCUGGUGGGCUCACACUAUUUGGAGGAAGCCAGGGCCAGCCAGGCUACCUAGCUCUGCCUCUCUCUCCUGUUCCUCAGCCAUUCCUGCUCAAAACCCAAGGAAUGAAAGGGAAGUGGGGUCACAGCGCCAUCUGUGGGCCAGUCACUGGCAGAGCACUGAAGUGCUUCCCUUUGGCCUCCUAGAAUCAAGGCCAGGAUAGGGGCUGGUGCAGGUGGGCCUCUGCUACGGCAGGACAGGCGGAGAUGGCGACCCUCCUGGGUUAGCUCGGUGAAGCAGUGGCUGUGCAGGUUGGUGGUGUCUCGGGUGUCUUGGAGGGAAACAAAUCAUACUGGGCAGCUGUUAUGAAAUGAGCUUUUGUCUAGGGAAAAAAAUCCUUAAUAAAUGGGGGAGUUUUCCUUUGC